UUAUUUUCACACACUAUGUGUGGGAUCUAGAGGAAAUCAAGGCGUAAACUUGUCAGGUUAAGAUGUCAAACAACAAAGUCAUGUAAAAUUAUACUCAAUUAACGUAUCUUCUCCGGAAAUUGAUUGAAACAAAUAACUAUAAAAACCCGUCUGUAAAGCUAUUCCGUACAGAGUUCCAUUUCUCCGGCUAGAGUAACUCAGUCUACCACCUCAUUAAAGAUGGCAUCUUUCCUUUACGCUGUAUCUGCCGCUUUGGCCGUCGCUAUGGUCAGUGCUAGAGCUUAUGGCCCAGGUGGUAAUGGUAACAGAAUGCCCUCUGGAAUGGGAGGUGGUAUGAUGUCAAUGGGAGCCAUGGGUAUGAUGCCAAAGAACGGUGCACCCAUGAUGCCAAUGAACGCUGCACCCAUGAUGCCAAUGAACUCUGCACCCAUGAUGCCAAUGAACUCUGCACCCAUGAUGCCAAUGAACGCUGCACCCAUGAUGCCAAUGAAUGCUGCACCCAUGAUGCCAAUGAACUCUGCACCCAUGAUGCCAAUGAACGCUGCACCCAUGAUGAACGCUGCACCCAUGAUGCCAAUGAACGGUGCCAUGAAUGCAAUUGGUAAAAUGAUGAAAGCCGCUGCCAUGGGUGGAAUGCCCUCAAUGGGAGGCAUGAUGUCAAUGCCAAUGAAUGGAAUGAUGGGAGCUGGUAACAUGGGCGCUAUGGGCAGCAUGGGAUCCGCAGGAAGCAUGGCAGGUAUGGGAAUGAAAUCUGGAUACUCUGCGUAACUGACUAACCAUCUCUCAGGACUAUUCAUGUGUAUUUUAUAAUAUAGAAUUGCAAUAAAGAGCUGUAUUUUCCUUGAA
Messenger RNA from Ostrea edulis (European flat oyster), 846 nucleotides. RefSeq lists its product as uncharacterized. The transcript has 5 exons. The record is from RefSeq and is a predicted model, not a curated record. NCBI's taxonomy places the organism in Eukaryota, Metazoa, Mollusca, Bivalvia, Ostreida, Ostreidae. The coding region runs from base 220 to 768 and encodes 182 amino acids.